UAUGCUGCUUGGAGGGCGCUCGCAGUCCUAUCUGAAAAGAGCCCCAACUAGAAUCUCGUAAGCCAUGCGACUGCGGUGUCCAGAGAGAAAGGGUGGUACGUUUUGAAGCUGAAUCCAAUCAAGGUCACUAUGUUCUCUCUUUAACUGGACCAGCCGCUGCCAUUCCUCAGGAGUCCAGCGCCUUCCCAUACAAGGUCGUUUUCUCGGGCGCCCUCUCCGCCUGGGAGCUCUUGCAUUGUGCUCCAUGGUCAAAUAAGUCUUGGCGCAGGACAAGAAAAGGGAUUCAGAACUGGUAGUGGAAAAGAAUGAGAGCGAUGGUUCUUUGAUGAGAGGCGGACAAAUGGACUUGGCCCGGUUUUCGGAAGAAAGGACCAGACAAAGUACUGCUCAAGGUGCAAAAAGAGCUGGAGAUUGGUCAACGAGGCCUAGUGAAGGGAGCACACUUUCUCCAUGCACGUACGCGGCUGAAUGCGCGGGCUUCCAGCAUCUGUGAUACCUCCAAUGGCGGGCAAACGUACAUACGGAGUCAAAACGCAGGACUGUUGUCCCAGUGUUGAUCGUUAGUGGGCAAGACACCGUGACCCAAAUUCUCUUGUAUCCGUCUGACUACCCCUUUGUCCCAAACUUGAAUUCCAGAGUCGAGUAUCUGGGGAAUUAUCGCGGCAAGAGGCCCUGUUAAUGAUUUGGUUGAUUUCUCAGAUGAUCAGAUGAAUCCAGGUCCCCUCUUGAAGUCUGCAUCUCUCACCGAACGAUGGAACCCAGCGGGUAGCGGCCCGACGCGGACGAUCGCGAAAUCGGAUAAGGGGAGAUGGGGCAACAGUACCGUGGGCCGGAGAAUACUGAGAAAGGGACAAGGUGCCGGGUGGGAGAAUGCAGCGAUCCUGUUCGCGAGGUUCACCGGGUAAGAAAAGGGCCAUGGUGAAGUGUGUGUCGUUCGAAGAAGCUACCUAGAAGCUAUUGUGGAGCGGAGCGACCGUGCUGAAAUGCGAUUUGUAGCCUCAGGCACAAUGCUGACAGAUCCUGAUCGGGCCAAAGAUACUGUGAUGAAGGCGCGAAGGACCGCCGGCCAACCUCAAUAAACCUCCACCUCUCGCUUGCAGUCUUUUGCACCUUCAGCACAUCCUUGCCAUCAUGCAAUCGAUAAGGCAGCAGUUCGAUUGAGACAGUUCUUUCUGUAUAUCUUCAAAGCCCUUCCACAAUACAGACAGCUACCCAAGCACCAUGAUGGCGGCUCGCAAGUGUUGUGCUUCGUGAACGAGCUCGGAAUCCCGCCCUCGAGAAACAGCGAAUCAUGAUCAGCAAUGGAUGGCAGACCAGAAAGCGUUCAGAUUAUCCACGGGUGAGAUGACUGAACGAGAAGACAUGAGCGUUCGUCUCCGUGGCGAUAACAACACUGUGGUGGCGCUAUACGUUGAAAAUUGUCAUCUUUAUAUAUGAGCCCUGCCAAUGUAACUAAUGCACAUACACGACUGCCCGCGCCCUUCGCCUUGGGCGACUCGGCCCGACUCCGGUGACCAACAACCGACCCCGCGCGAGAUCAUCAGCGGGGAACCCCGCAUCGUCGCGACAGCAGCUAAACGAAAGCAUACACAUCCCGAGGUUCUCAUCAAAUAUAAUCGUCUGGCCGCGGUUGUUGCUCUGAGUACUUAUGCAGAUGCGGCACUCUCCGCUAGCAUGCAGAUGGCUGAGGAUGUGACGUACGCUUACGAAGACGGCUAUUCUAAAUUUUUAAGCAGUCCAUCGUCUGCUUUACUUAUACUCAGCAUACCUAUUUUCCGAGAGAAAGUCCUCUGGUUUAUGUGCAUCUCGCCAAAAUGACUGAACCGUCACCCGGCCCCCUCCUCUCCAAAAUAACCAGCUACGCCGCGGCCGUCCCACCCUCCGACGUAACAGGCUACGCGAUCCCCUCAACACCGCUAGGCUCACUGCGCCCCCUCCGAAUAAUCGUAAUCGGCUUCGGCGCCGGCGGAAUAAACCUCGCACACAUCUUCAGCCAACCGCGGCACAAAAACAUCAGCAUCCAAUGCUACGAGAAGAACCCGGAAGUCGGCGGGACGUGGUACGAGAACAGAUACCCCGGUUGCGCGUGCGAUAUCCCGUCUGUGAACUAUCAGUUCUCGUGGCACCCGAAGCCGGAUUGGUCGAGGUAUUAUGCGGGGAGUGAGGAGAUUCUGGAGUACUUUAAGGAUGUGGUCAGAACGCAUGAUUUAGGGAAGUUUGUCAAGCUCAGUCAUAGUGUUGUGGGGGCUUGGUGGGAUGAGCAUAGGGGGAAGUGGAGGGUUAGAGUUCAGCCGGGUGAAGAGGGGACAGAGGCUUUUGAGGAUGAGGGCGAUGUCUUGAUAAAUGCGACGGGGGUGCUGAACAACUGGAAGUGGCCGCAGGUCCCGGGGGUCGAGAAAUUCGAAAAGAAACUCCAUAGCGCGAGCUGGGAUACCUCAAUCGAGUUGGAAGACAAAGUCGUCGGCGUGAUCGGCAACGGAAGCAGCGCCGUGCAAAUAAUCCCAGCAAUCCUCCCGAAAGUCAAAGAACUAAAGGCCUUCAUGCGAUCACCCACAUGGAUAACGGCGGGAUUCGCGCAAAAGUACGCCGGCGAGAACGGGGCGAAUUUCGACUACAGCGAGGAACAAAAGCAGAAGUUUAGAGACGAUCCGGCCGAGUAUUUGCAUUAUCGAAAAAUGGUCGAGGAGGAGUUGAACCAGCGGUUCAAAUUUAUCAUCAAUGGGACACCAGCACAGAAAGAGGCGCUCGCUUUCGCACAGGCAGAAAUGACGCGCAAGUUGAAUGGGCGUGAGGAUCUUGUUUCGAAGCUCGUUCCUACCGAUUAUGCUGUUGGGUGUCGUAGGCCGACGCCGGGGAAUGGGUUUCUGGAAUGCAUUACUGAUGAGAAGUGCUCUGUUACGUUUGAGAGCAUCACGGAGGUUACAGAAACAGGCAUCAUCACGCAAGAUGGGGUACAUCACGAUAUGGACGUCCUAGUCUGCGCGACAGGAUUCGAUGUCAGCUUCAAACCGAAAUUCCCUAUCGUCGGGAAGAGUGGUCUAGAGCUGAAAGACGCAUGGGCCAAGCAGCCAGACACAUACCUCAGCGCGGCAAUCCCUCAAUUCCCCAACUACUUCAUGAUAAACGGCCCCUUCGGCCCGUACGGCCACGGCUCAAUCCUGCCCAUAAUCGAAAUCAUCACGCGCUACAUUGAAAAGUUCCUCACUAAGCUCGCCCGCGAGAAUAUCAAGAGUUUUUACCCAAAUCAAGAAGCCGUCGACGACUUUCGACGGCACCGUGAACUCUUCCUUCUCCGGACGGCGUGGAGCUCGCCGUGUCGGUCGUGGUUCAAGGGUGGGACGGUCGAUGGGCCGAUUCUCAUGUGGCCCGGAAGUCGGUUGCAUUUUUUUGAGGCGUUGGCGGAGCCGAGGUUUGAGGAUUAUGAGUGGGAGUAUCGAUUAAAUAAUCGAUUUUCGUACUUUGGAAACGGAUUCAGCCAGAGAGAGAUUGAUGGGGAUAAUAUUACGUGGUAUAUUGAUGGUGUGUAAGUCGGAAAGUCAACUCAUGUCCAGUAACUUCCAAGCUUAGUUGAAUGGUGUCUCCGGCGCGCUUUACUGUCCUUGCAUUGACGAGACUACCGUCGUGAUAGACGCCGUAAUCUCCAGCCCGGAGAUUAUGGAAGGUUGGUC
Aspergillus calidoustus is the source of this 3668-nucleotide messenger RNA. The record is from the annotation of a GenBank genome assembly. Lineage: Eukaryota; Fungi; Ascomycota; Eurotiomycetes; Eurotiales; Aspergillaceae.